Molecule: messenger RNA, 669 nt
Organism: Arctia plantaginis
Lineage: Eukaryota; Metazoa; Arthropoda; Insecta; Lepidoptera; Erebidae
Source: the annotation of a GenBank genome assembly
AUGAGUUUUCUGGGUAAAUUAUUUGGUGGGAAGAAGGAGGAAAAAGGGCCCUCAACCCAUGAAGCAAUUCAGAAAUUACGUGAAACUGAGGAACUGUUGCUCAAAAAACAAGAGUUUCUAGAAAAGAAGAUUGAUUUAGAAGUACAGACAGCCAGAAAACAUGGUACCAAAAACAAGCGUGCUGCGAUAGCCGCUUUAAAGCGCAAGAAGCGCUACGAGAAGCAGCUGACCCAGAUCGACGGCACGCUCACACAAAUCGAAGCGCAGCGGGAAGCGUUAGAAGGCGCUAACACUAAUGCCCAGGUCCUCAACACCAUGCGAGAAGCUGCCAAUGCCAUGAAGCUCGCCCACAAGGAUAUUGAUGUAGACAAAGUCCACGACAUUAUGGACGAUAUCGCUGAACAGCACGACAUAUCUCGUGAGAUCACAGACGCGAUCAGCAACAACGUCGCAUUCCCCAACGACAUCGAUGAUGACGAGCUGGAGAAGGAACUUGAGGAACUCGAACAGGAGGAUCUUGACAAGGAGAUGCUGGGCAUCGGAGUACCGACGGACAAUCUACCAGACGUGCCCGCUUCCGAACUCGUGCACGACAAACCUAAGCCUAGCAGGUCCAAGCAGACAGAAGAUGAUGAUGAUCUGGCGCAACUGCAAUCAUGGGCCACAUAA